GAUUGUUUGAGUGGCGUCUUUUUGAACUACACAACAAAUAUGAUCUCGCCCGAAAAUAAGGAUUUUUCAGACAUAAAUGCAGACAACUCAAGUCAUUUUCAAGCACAAAUUUUGGACUCAAUUUUGAAUGAAGACAUUUCUGACACAGGGGAGGAUUUAACGACUGAAACUAUCUCUAAAGGAAAAUUGAAGCAUGAAAUGCGAAUGUUGCAAACACGCUUUCUGAAUGACUCAACAGCAUUACAAAAUACCAAAAAUCUUUCAAAAGCGAGGGAGGACGAGCUCUUGGAACAAAUUAAAACAUUGUCUAUCAGAUUAAAUUUGGCCACUGCUCGUUAUGAUACACUUUUAGAAGCUACAACUGAAUCUAGUGAAUUAAAAGCUGAUCUAGCUGAAACAAUAGCAUGUAAACGACGUUUAAUAAAUGAGAAUGAAGAAUUACAUGGUCAACUGAAAUCAAUACGUGAAAUUCUACUUACAAAAUUACCUGACAAAUUGGAAAACAUUGAUAUGAAUCAAAUAAAUAUCAGUAAUUAUUCAUUGUUAACUUCAAAAGAAUUUGAUGUAUUAAAUAAUAAAGCUGUGAAUAAUUUAUCAACUUUAGAAUUAGUGAAAGUAUGGCUACAUAGGUUUUUUAGUUUUCUCUCCCAAACUUUUAAUCGUAAUAAUAUCAAUAAUAAAAAUUGUAACAUUGAAACUAAUCGUAAACAUGUACAAUUUGUUGAUACAACAUCGCUUAAUUCAUCAUUAUCAACUGUACAAUUGAUGAAAUGUAAUCAACCUGUAAAACAAUCAAAUCAAUCACAAUCUCAUAUUACAAAUGAUUAUAACUUUGAUAAAAUUGAUUAUGAUCGUGUUGAGGAAAUCAGCUCUAAAGUUAAUAGAAACAUUAUUGAUGAUGACAAAUCUCGUGUUAAUAAUAAUGAAGAUUCUUUUGAAUUACAAGUUAUCCGAAAACAACUGAAUUUAAUGAAAAUAGAUAAAGAAUAUUUUUUGAAACAGCUAUCGAAUCUUCGUAUUCAAUUAUCAACAGCUGAAGAAAAAAUUGCUUCGCAACAAAAAUUAAUUAUUGAAUUAGAAAAUAAUUCAAAUCAAAUGAAUAAAACUAAUUAUUUCUCUAAUCAAACUCAAUUACCAUUAGAUUUGAAUGCAACUAUUAAAAAUCAAACUGGUGAAUUAAGCAAAUUAAUUCAAAGUGAAUUUGAACGAUUAAAAUCUAUUGAUCAAGAAAUACAUAACAAAGAGAUUAACUUUCUUCGAGAACAAAAAGAAAACGCCAUAUCUGCAUAUACAAAUUUAAAAUCACAAUUAAAAGAAACAGAAUGUUUGUUAAAUCAAUAUAAAGAAAAGAUUGACGAAAUGAAAAGCUCUAAUAAGUAUUUGAAUAAUGAAUAUGAUAAUCAAUUGCGUGAACAAAUUAAAACAGCAAUGAUCAAUUUAGAAGUUGAACAAGCUGCUAGAAAAGAUGCAUCUUUAGAAGUUGAAAAACUUAAUGCUCAAUUAGAUGCUAGUAAAAAACUAUACUAUGAAUUAGAAUCCCGAUUCAAUCAAGAGAAAACUGUUUGGAAAAUAAAAGAGGAAAGCUAUGAAAAGAGAUUGCAUUUAUAUGAAAUAACUGAGAAAGAAAUGAAUGAAAUAUUAUUAGACAUACAUUGUGAUAGUCCCAAAUUAACUAACAUCCCAGCAUUUUCUAAUGAUUUAUGCUCCAAGUCGAAGAUAAAUACUGUUAAUUUACUCAAAACUAUACAAAAAUUGAAAUUGGAAGUUAGUAAUCUUCAAAACGAACUUGUCAAAAAGUGUCAAGAAAUUGAAGAAUUAAACAAAAGUAUGAAUUGGAAGUCUAUAACUAAUCAGCCAACUAACUGUUUAUAUCAGACAAUAUCACAAAAAGAUAAUCAAAUUCAUUCAUUAUGCAGUCAGUUAGCAGAUAUUGAAAGAAAAUCAUUACUAUACAAAGAAGAAAGGGAUAAAUUAGCAUCCGAACGUAAUUUACUUUGUGAAGAUUUAGAACGUCUUUUAACAAGGAGACAGAGUUUAACUAAACUACGUGAAUUUAUUAUUUCUUUAUUACAACAAAUACAAUCUAAUUCAAAUGUUAAUUUGAACAAAUCUGUAAAUCAUUUCAAUGAAAAUAGAAUUGAUAAUUCAUUAUUAAAUAGAUUAAUUCUAUCAAACAACAAUAAUAGUAAUAAUAAUAAUCGAAUUUCUAAUAUUCAUCAACAAGUUUAUGAUAUUAUUCGUUCUCCAUAAAAAAAUAACUUGAAAUUGAUCUUUUGUUUGUUUGUUUCUUUGUUGUUGCUGUUGUCUUGUUUUGUUUGUUGUUUUCUUUUCUCAUCUAAAAUAAACUUUUUAUAGAAAUGUUUUUUUUGAAGAAAAAAGAGAGGAAAAUCAAAUGUAAAAAUCAUUGUUUGUACAAAGUAUUUAUUAUUUAAAGCAAUUAAUCCCUUUGAAAACAUUUCGGUAAUUCAAUAAGAAGACAAAGUCUAUCAUAGUUAUGUGAUGUACAUAUAUACAUAUAUCUAUGUGAUAUAUGAUACUGACUUAUUAUCCAGAGUGGCUACCAGAUUGUUUUUCUAUACUUUGUUAUUUUCUUUGUUAUGGCUUACCUUUAACCUGCCUAGUUGACCUUUUAAUUUUUCAUAUAUAUAAAUGUUGUUAACAAGUAUAUUACGUGUGAUUAGAUUGUUCGAAAUGUAUUGCGCUAAUUUACCAUAUAGUUCUGAUCAACUUUGUCUUCUGAUUGCAUUAUCGAAAUGUAUCAUUUAAACAAUAUUAUCACUUUCAAUUGAAGUUUGUUUAAUUUCUUUUUUCUUUUGUUUUCUUUCUUUCUUUUUUUAAAAUCGAUAAUAUUUUCCAAUAUUUUAAAGGUUGAUUUAAAGUAUUCAUUUAAUUGUAUUAAAUUAAUUUAUAUUUUGUUCAAAUUAUGAUUUAAUAAAAAUUGAAUGAUC
Schistosoma intercalatum is the source of this 2948-nucleotide messenger RNA. Lineage: Eukaryota; Metazoa; Platyhelminthes; Trematoda; Strigeidida; Schistosomatidae. The record is from the annotation of a GenBank genome assembly.